Spea bombifrons (plains spadefoot toad) is the source of this 3155-nucleotide messenger RNA. RefSeq names its product protein tyrosine phosphatase non-receptor type 12 (gene PTPN12). Gene Ontology annotation, biological process: peptidyl-tyrosine dephosphorylation. Lineage: Eukaryota; Metazoa; Chordata; Amphibia; Anura; Pelobatidae. Gene Ontology annotation, molecular function: non-membrane spanning protein tyrosine phosphatase activity. The transcript has 15 exons. The coding region runs from base 291 to 2378 and encodes 695 amino acids. Gene Ontology annotation, cellular component: cytoplasm; nucleus. The record is from RefSeq and is a predicted model, not a curated record.
CUGGGGCUGCGAGUUCCGGUGCAUCUCAAUGUGUGCUUUGGUGGUCGGCUGGGAGGAGCGCGGAGGUUUGGGAAGGGACCUGAGGAAAUUGUUUGCCCUCUGAGGCAAAUGAGAGGCCGGGGGCUGUUUCGUAUGGCGAGGGGUUAAAAAAAGCAGCGGCCUCCUCCACCCUGACCAAGACCAGGGUGGUUAGGACCGUUCACCUCAUUAGCCAAGCGUAUCAAGGUGCUGGGUGUGAUCGGGAGAGCUUGUGAGUGAGAAGGGAGUCAGGGGAGGAGACGGCUCGCAGCAUGGAUCAAGUGGAGAUCCUCAGGACUUUCAUUCAGAAAGUGCAGGCCAUGAAUAACAAGGACCACAACGGGGAGGACACGUUCGCCUGCGAAUUUAUGCGGUUGAGGAGACUGUCCACAAAGUACAGAACAGACAAGAUCUAUCCCACCAGUACAGGCGAGAAAGAGGAAAAUGUGAAAAAGAACAGAUAUAAGGAUAUUCUGCCGUUUGACCACACCAGAGUCCGACUGUCUUUGAAGAUCCCUCCGCAUGAAUCCGAUUACAUCAAUGCAAGCUUUAUCAAGGGAGUAAAAGAACCGAGAGCAUACAUAGCAACACAGGGGCCGCUAGCUAAUACUGUAAUAGAUUUCUGGAGGAUGAUAUGGGAGUACAAAGUUGGAAUAAUUGUAAUGGCUUGCCGCGAGUUUGAAAUGGGCAGGAAAAAAUGUGAACGAUACUUUCCCAGUUUUGGAGAGCAGCCAUUAACAUUUGGACCAUUCCACAUCUCUUGCGAUGCUGAACAGUCCAGGACAGAUUACUUUGUUAGGACACUGCUGGUGGAGUUUCAGAAUGAAACGAGAAGAAUCCAUCAAUUUCAUUACAUGAACUGGCCAGAUCACGAUGUUCCAACAUCUUUUGAUUCUAUCCUGGAUAUGAUUAGUUUAAUGAGAGAUUAUCAGGCUCAUGACGAUGUACCUAUAUGUAUACACUGCAGUGCAGGAUGUGGACGGACUGGAGCAAUUUGUGCCAUAGAUUAUACGUGGAAUCUGCUGAAAUCCGGGCGGAUACCUGAACAAUUCAAUGUAUUCUGUUUAAUUCAAGAAAUGAGAACUCAGCGGCAUUCUGCGGUGCAAACCAAGGAGCAGUAUGAGCUUGUGCACCGUGCGAUAGCACAGUUGUUUGAAAAGCAGCUCCAGGUGUAUGAAAGCGACUCCAAGAAGAUUGUGGAUGGCUUGGAUGACGGCACCGAUAACGCAGUUAGUCCUUUGGAAAGUGAGAAAAUGGACUGCCCUCCACCAAAGCCGCCACGAAUCAGGAGUUGCCUAGUAGAAGGAGAUGUCAAGGAAGAAAUCUUACAACCACCAGAACCUCAUCCUGUGCCGCCCAUCUUGACGCCCUCACCUCCCUCUGCUUAUCCAACUGUGACAACCGUGUGGCAGGACAGCGAUCGCUAUCAUCCGAAACCAGUUUUGCAUGUGCUGUCCAGUGAGAAUUCAACAGAUUUGAAUGAGAACUUUAGCAAAUCAGGAGAGGUACUUGGGAAGAACGAACCUGCUGUUGAGAGGAAGCUUGAGCGCAAGCUCAGUAUUGAGAUAAAGAAGGUACCUCUACAAGAAGGUCCCAAAAGUUUUGAGUCCAGUACGGGUUUGCAUAGGGGACUUGGCAUCAAAAUGAAAUCUACUUCCUGCUAUGCAAUUGACCAAUCACUGAAAAUGCCGGAGUCCGGUUCGGUGGAUUCUGUUGUAGGCUUGACUUCAAAUGCUUGUGUUAGUUGUAGAAGUUCAAAGCCUUCUAAAAUGUUAGAAGAUAAACCACAUCAAAGAAGCUCUGAUCAUCCGCCAAGGCCAGAUCAUCUGCCUCUAGAGAAAGGACUUGCCAUGUCUUCUGCCUUGGAAACUGAACACAAGCAUAAAGAAAUGGACGGGAGUUCUGCAACUGAAAGUAUUUCCAACGCCACAGUAACCUCUCAUAUUCAAAGUCUGGUUGAAGAUCAGAGUGUACCCCGUUCACUUCAGGCUCCGUUGUCUUUUACAAACCCCUUGCACUCUGAUGACUCUGAUAUAGAUGAGGAGAAUUCCUUUGGGUCAGUGUCAAAAAGCUUGUCAAACAUAUCGACCGCAAGUGCCACUGUAUCUGCUGUUUUGGCAGCUGAAAACCUAUCUACUAGGAAAGUAUUACCCAUGUCUAUUGCUAGGCACGAUUCAUCAAACCCCAAAAAUUCUAAGCUGGAAAAAGACAAUACAGAGCAGCUCUGCGAGCCAGGUGCUCCCCCGGCCAGAUCCACGGAUGUGACGGCAGGACAGCAAACUUCGGACGCUGCUGCUCCCGGCCUCAGUAACAGCGAGAAAACAAGAGUAUCGGGGGAUUCAUCUCCACAAUGGACAUGACUCAGGCCUAGAGACUCAUCCAGUUUCAGUAGUAUUAGAUGAAGAGGACCCGCAGAAGACGGCUGUUAUUACGCGCAGUGAACCCAACCUCCCGGCUCACCGAGGAGCUUUCAGCGCAUAUGUUGAAAGACGGCCAAACAGUGAAGGGAUUAUAUUGCCGUCAUUAUCGAAAGUAUUCCGUACCAAUCGUGUUUAAUCAAAGUGUAGAUUACCCUACACAAUGGUACACACUUCUACUGUACAAUUCCAUAUAUAUAUAUCUCAAUUAUUUAAAUGGUUUAUUCCAGUAUCAAAUGCUAAAUGUUUCUUUGCUGGGACCAUAUACCUGCCUUAUUAUAACACUUUGGUUUAAGAAAAGUAUUACGUAUGAUUUUGUAACUUAAUGUAUCAUUGCCUUAAUGUCUCUUAACCCCGUUACACGCUGCUUGUAGAUCUGUUAAUAUAGUGAGACUUUUAUGAUAGUUUACAGACUACUUUUUUGCUAACUUUUGAUUACAACUUAGGUGUUAUUUUGUAUUUGUACAGGGCAAGCAGGUAUAUAUUAUGACAAUAUUGCAGUCAUAGCGUAUUAACAGAAGAUGUAAGAAAUCUCGGCAUGGUCUUAAACUGUUCUUUAUACAUGAUGUAAAUUAUUGGCCCUGAUGGUUUUUAUUUUUAUUUUUUAUUCCUAGCUGGAUAUCUGAGGCCAGCCGUGCAGGUUAACCGAUACGAUUGUAAUACAGUUUGUAAAUUGUAAGCUAAAGGUUAUUUUUAUAUUAUACACAGUUUCAUUGUCAA